Messenger RNA from Megachile rotundata (alfalfa leafcutting bee), 2213 nucleotides. RefSeq lists its product as uncharacterized. Lineage: Eukaryota; Metazoa; Arthropoda; Insecta; Hymenoptera; Megachilidae. The record is from RefSeq and is a predicted model, not a curated record.
GUUAAAAUAUUAGGCAAAAAUAACCGAUCUGAAAUUGUACAUGUUGAUAGGUUAAAGUUAGCGAAUCCUCCACCUGAUGCAGCAAGUGUUGAGCCUGUUCCUGUUCCUGCUUGGGAUCCAGGGCCAAGCACCUCCAGAGGAUAAUUCAUACGCGGUGUCCCAUAUUACUGAUGAUGCACCAAUAUAUCUGGAACACCUCUCCAAAAUCCGGAUGUACCACGAAACCUGGAGGAUCAUCGCGUUUAUAGAGAUAAGCGAAUUAGAUAAUAAGAAAGAAGUAUUAACCUCACAUGUAAUAAGACUUAAGCAAUUAUGUAUAAGACAUAACACAGUAUGUAGGGCAGAGAAAAUUAUAACAUAUUUAGGUGUUAAAAUAAAUCGGAUUAGGAAACAACAAGAACAAAUAGAUCGCUUAAUAGGUCGCGCUAACUUUCGAAGAAAACGUGGAAUAUUUAAUCCAAUAGGGGAAGUAAGUAAAAUUCUAUUCGGCACGCUUUCGUCUGCAGAUGCAGAAUAUUACAACACAGAAAUUGACAAAUUGCAUGAUGAUAUAGGUACGAUAGCUCGAUUAGUAAAAAAUCAGACGCACAUAAUGAAAACGCAAAUAUUAGAUAACUUAGAAAAUGUUAGAGCCUUUAAAUCUAAACUAACUGCGAUAGACAUCAAUAACGAAAAACUUUACAAUGUAUCCGCGAGAAAUAAAUACGAGAUCGAACUUGAGGAAUUAGCAUUAGAGUUAACUAACAUUGUCAAUGACUAUAGCGAAGAUGUAAAUAAUUUAAUGAACGCCAUUGCAGAUAGUAAGCAUGGCAUAAUACAUCCUCAACUUCUGUCUCCAGACGUUUUAUUCAACGCGCUUAGAAAAACUAAUCUACCUGAAGACACCCUCCCCAUUCCAUUAGAAAUAACUAGUUUUACUACUCUUAUUGACAUUAGCGAAAUAACGAUGGCAUACAUAAAAAACAGGCUUGUCUACAUCCUACAUAUCCCAUUACUUGAAACCCAAAUGUACAACGCAUAUAGAGUAAUUCCUAUUCCCCAUAAAAAAGCUCCAGAAACUUUCUACUUUUAUGAUCCCCCAGACGAGUAUAUCAUAUUAAACACGAUCCAAACAACCUUCUCCACUACUGACAACGAAUCAUUGAACAGAUGUAAACGUAGUAACAAAUUUCAUAUAUGCAAACGACAGACGCCAGACUAUUCUGUAACUCACAAAGACGCUUGUUUAACAAACUUAUUACACUACAGGACAUAGUGUAUUCAAAUCGGACAGCAAUACAUGCACCAUACGAUAUGCGAAAUUUCAAAAGACACUUUGGAUUCAGUUGAAAUCUAACACACAAUGGUUAGCAACUAUUCCCACAACGGAUACAUUACACAUCAUUUGCCCUGAUAAAAAACCCAGGAAUGUAGAAAUUUCAGGAACAAUACUAUUAACCAUACGACCCGACUGUCAAGGCAUUACCGAAGACAUAAUUUUACAACCUGAAAACAAAGCUACAAUAAACACCUCCUUGGACAUUACAUUACGAAGUAUCCUAAACAAUACAGAACUAGAAGACAGACUGAAAGAUACAACAUUAAAAAUAACAGACCUUCCUCUGAUCCGACUCGACGAUUCUCGCCAUUUGAACGCACACAAAUUAAAAACGCUAGGAAAUACAUUAGACGAAAUAGAUGACCAGAUACAACUCCUAUCAGAACACAGAAGGACGAGGACUAUAUACGAACAAACCAUGGACGGAUUACGAUACGCAGGAUACAUAGCUAUCGGUAUACUGACAAUUUACAUUGCCUAUAAAUUCAAAAUCCACAGAUUAGUAACCUCCCUUUUCAAAACACUAACGAACCCUUGCACUCAAGUAUUCAUAAAUUGUUUCCAUAGUACCCCAACGAACAAUGCAUAUUCCGUAAGAUUUACGCCAGAUGAACCAAUUCCCAUAUCACCACCAUUACCUUCUGAACUUCCUAUCAUUAGACAAACCGGCGCAAUACAUAGAACCGAUUUUGCAAUUAAAAACAGAUUGUCAAAAUCUUAAAAAUUAGGGGGAAGGUGUCACAGACGCUGAUAAUGCGGAUUUCUCAAACGUGGAGAAUCAGCAUAUUAGGAAUAUAUAUAGAGCGAACGCGCAGCGGCGCGGGACUAAUAAUAAUAUACGCGAAACGAACUGUUCACCGUUUUGUUUACUGACCAGUGGUAGUUAAAUAUUUGU